Molecule: messenger RNA, 303 nt
Organism: Ostertagia ostertagi
Lineage: Eukaryota; Metazoa; Nematoda; Chromadorea; Rhabditida; Trichostrongylidae
Source: the annotation of a GenBank genome assembly
AUGGGGCUGAUCAACGAAAGUACCGCUAUCUAUGCUCUUGGUAUCAGCAUGCACGGACGCGGCAAAGAUGCGAUGGUACUGUUGGUGAGCGGCGGAAAGGAAGGUGGAAAAUGGGUGAUUCCUGGUGGCGGCAUUGAGCAGAACGAAUGUGCGGAAGAAGCAGCUCGACGUGAACUGGAAGAAGAAGCUGGCGUGAAAGCGCGAGCGGUGGAAGUGAUAGGACUUUUUCAGGACGAUGAUCGGAAGCAUCGCACCACUGUGUUUCUUAUGGAAGUUGUAGAAGAGCUGAGUGUUUGGCAAGAG